Eutrema salsugineum is the source of this 3294-nucleotide messenger RNA. RefSeq names its product leucine-rich repeat receptor-like serine/threonine-protein kinase BAM2. Bases 29 to 3022 code for a protein of 997 amino acids. Gene Ontology annotation, molecular function: ATP binding; receptor serine/threonine kinase binding; protein kinase activity. Gene Ontology annotation, biological process: protein phosphorylation. The transcript has 2 exons. The record is from RefSeq and is a predicted model, not a curated record. NCBI's taxonomy places the organism in Eukaryota, Viridiplantae, Streptophyta, Magnoliopsida, Brassicales, Brassicaceae.
AACAGAAAAAAAAAAAAAAAAAGGAGCCAUGAAGCUUCUUCUUCUCCUUCUACUUCUCCUCCACAUUUCUCAGUCCUUCACCGCCGGACGUCCAAUCUCCGAGUACCACGCUCUUCUCUCACUCAAAUCCUCCCUCACCGGCGGAGAAAAUGACCAACACUCACCUCUCACCUCAUGGAAGCUUUCGACGAGCUUCUGUCUGUGGACCGGUGUCACGUGCGACGUCUCUCGCCGUCACGUGACCUCCCUCGACCUCUCCGGUCUCAACCUCUCGGGGACUCUCUCCUCCGACGUAGCUCAUUUACCUCUGUUGCAGAAUCUAUCAGUCGCUGCUAAUCAGAUCUCGGGUCCUAUUCCGCCGGAGAUAUCCAAUCUCUCGGAGCUCCGUCAUCUCAAUCUCUCCAAUAAUAUCUUCAACGGUUCGUAUCCCGAUGAACUCUCCGCUGGAUUGGUGAACCUCCAAGUUCUCGAUUUGUACAACAACAAUCUCACCGGAGAUUUGCCGGUUUCAAUCACUAAUCUAACACAGCUCCGUCAUCUUCACCUUGGUGGGAACUACUUCGCCGGCAAUAUCCCGGCGGUGUACGGAACCUGGCCUGUUCUCGAAUACCUAGCGGUUUCCGGCAACGAGCUAGUCGGGAAAAUCCCUCCGGAGAUCGGAAACCUAACGAGUCUUCGAGAGCUUUACAUCGGAUACUACAACGCGUUCGAAGAUGGUCUUCCGCCGGAGAUUGGAAAUCUAUCGGAGCUCGUUAGGUUCGACGCCGCUAAUUGCGGAUUAACAGGAGAGAUUCCGCCGGAGAUUUGGAAGCUUCAGAAGCUCGACACGCUUUUCCUGCAAGUGAACGCCUUCUCAGGGCCAUUAACUCCGGAGCUAGGGAUGAUUUCGAGCUUGAAAUCAAUGGAUUUAUCUAACAAUAUGUUCACCGGAGAGAUUCCGGCGAGUUUUGAACAGCUGAAGAACUUGACGCUCUUGAAUCUCUUCAGGAACAAACUGUACGGUGCAAUACCUGAGUUCAUCGGUGACUUGCCGGAGCUCGAGGUGUUGCAGCUUUGGGAGAACAAUUUCACCGGAAGCAUCCCUCAGAAAUUGGGGGAAAACGGUAAACUAGUGAUUCUCGACCUUUCCUCCAACAAACUCACCGGAACUUUGCCGCCGAAUAUGUGCUCCGGUAACCGGUUAAUGACUUUAAUCACUCUCGGCAACUUCUUAUUCGGUUCGAUCCCGGACUCGCUCGGCGAAUGCGAGUCUUUGACCCGGAUCCGAAUGGGCGAGAAUUUUCUCAACGGGUCGAUUCCGAAGGGACUUCUCGGGUUACCCAAAUUAUCUCAAGUGGAGCUCCAAGAUAAUUACCUCACCGGAGAGUUACCAGUAAGCGGAGGAGUCUCUGUAAACCUUGGUCAGAUCAGUCUUUCAAAUAACCAGCUCUCGGGUCCAUUACCGCCGGCCAUCGGAAACUUCUCCGGCGUCCAAAAACUACUCUUGGACGGUAACAAGUUCUCCGGUCAGAUUCCGUCGGAGAUUGGGAGGCUUCAACAGCUAUCAAAGUUGGAUUUUAGCCACAAUCUCUUCUCCGGCCGUAUUACGCCGGAGAUCAGCCACUGUAAGUUGCUAACGUUCGUUGAUUUGAGCCGUAACGAGCUUUCCGGUGAAAUCCCCAACGAAAUCACGAGUAUGAGGAUCUUGAACUACUUGAAUAUAUCGAGAAACCAUCUCGUGGGCUCGAUCCCUGUGACGAUAGCAUCAAUGCAGAGUUUAACAUCUGUUGAUUUCUCUUACAACAACCUCUCCGGUUUGGUUCCGAGCACUGGACAGUUCAGUUACUUCAAUCGAACAUCGUUCUUGGGAAAUUCUGAUCUUUGUGGUCCGUAUUUGGGUCCUUGCAACGGCAAAGGAACUCACCAGCCUCAUGUUAAGCCUUUAUCCGCUACUACGAAGCUUUUACUCGUCCUCGGAUUGCUCUUCUGUUCGAUGGUGUUUGCUAUAGCUGCCAUAGUCAAAGCUCGGUCAUUGAGGAACGCGAGUGACUCCAAGGCAUGGAGAUUGACUGCUUUCCAGAGACUAGACUUCACUUGUGACGAUGUCUUGGUCUCUCUCAAGGAAGACAACAUCAUCGGUAAAGGUGGAGCCGGGAUUGUCUACAAAGGCGUGAUGCCUAGCGGAGAACUAGUCGCGGUCAAGAGAUUGGCUACAAUGUCUCAUGGAUCUUCACACGACCACGGGUUUAACGCCGAGAUUCAGACUUUAGGUAGGAUCAGACAUAGGCACAUCGUGAGGCUGCUUGGGUUUUGCUCAAACCACGAGACGAAUCUCCUUGUGUACGAGUACAUGCCUAAUGGUAGCUUAGGAGAGGUUCUUCAUGGGAAGAAAGGUGGUCAUUUACAUUGGGACACACGUUACAAGAUAGCUCUUGAAGCAGCUAAGGGUCUUUGUUAUCUCCACCACGAUUGUUCUCCGUUGAUCGUUCACAGAGACGUCAAGUCUAACAACAUCCUCCUCGAUUCCAACUUCGAAGCUCAUGUCGCCGAUUUUGGUCUCGCCAAGUUCUUACAAGAUUCCGGCACUUCUGAAUGUAUGUCCGCCAUUGCUGGCUCCUACGGCUACAUCGCUCCAGAAUACGCGUAUACAUUGAAGGUGGAUGAGAAGAGCGAUGUGUACAGCUUCGGUGUUGUUCUUCUGGAACUCAUCACCGGGAGGAAACCAGUCGGAGAAUUCGGAGACGGCGUCGAUAUCGUUCAGUGGGUAAGAGGCAUGACGGAUUCAAACAAAGACUGUGUGCUCAAAGUAAUCGAUCUUAGACUCUCUUCAGUACCUAUUCACGAAGUAACGCACGUCUUCUACGUUGCGAUGCUCUGCGUUGAAGAACGAGCGGUGGAGAGGCCGACGAUGAGGGAAGUCGUUCAGAUCCUCACCGAGAUCCCAAAGAUCCCCAUUUCGAAGCAGAAGGCGGCGGCGGAAUCAGACGUGACGGAGAAAUCUCCGGCGAUGAAUGAAUCGUCGCCGGAUCUCCUAAGUUAUUAGAAUCAGGGAUUUCGAUGGGUUUUACGUUUUACAAUUACAGUGAAUGUGCGAUGACGGAGGGGUAAAUAUGUCGUUUUAAUCUCGUCUCGGAUUUAUUAGUUCGGUCUUAGUGGUUUUAAGUUCGAUUGAGGUUGUUUCAUUUCUUACCGCUGUUUUUUUUUUCUUCCCACGAAUAUUUCGAGUAGUUUUUAUAUCUUUUGUUAGGAAUUUUGAAUAUGUACAUUCCGGUUGGAUGUCGUAAGGUAAAUGUUAAUUUUCAAGUUAAUUUUGAA